CUUUGAAACAGGUUGAGGUUGAGGUAUCCAAUCAGAUUCCUUUGUCAGCUAAUGUACAAAGUACUCCAUUUAGCAAUACAGAAAAAGAUUAAUUGUCUCCUUCUUUAUUCUCUCUCAAUCUCAUUAUUAGUUGCUGGUUUUGGGAGGAAGAGGGUUUCCACACAAAAACAAAAACAACGUGCGCACUUAUCAUUUUUGUCCAUGAAAUUCUUCUUCUUUUUUAUAAAACAAAUAAGGGAAGAUAGGGAUUUCCUGGGUUUGGUCUUUGUAUUAAAUUAGUGAUUAAAUUGCUUCAAGUUUGCUUGCUUGCUUUGGUGUACAAUUAAUUAUGAGGGCUUCUCAAUCUUAUUCCUUUUGAUCUACGCGUAAUUUCUGCAGCUGAGGUAACUGGUUCUUGUAAUUGGGAGCCUGCUAUAUGCUAUAUGCUAUAUCUCAGGAUUCAGGAAGCGCGUAUAUUCUUUCUACCAAAGCAGAUUCCUUUUCGUCGGAUAGCGGACUGGGAUCGGACCAUAUUUUCUUUGUCUCUUUGGUGAUGCCAUUCUUAUUAUCAUGCAUACAUCUACUAUCUUCUUGAACAAGAUGGAAUGCUAAUCAGGCUCAUUCAACUUGUGUCUCUCAUUAUCUACUAGGAUUAAAUUGUAGACGUUUUCACCUCAUAAUAACAUGAUUUUCUGAAUAUAAAGCUUAAUUUUCGAGGACUUGUACGAGGAUGAAGUCAAUGUUGAAGCAGGUCCUCUUGCUAGUUGUUAUUUUGGUGGCCCUUGGGGUUUAUGUCACCGCAGAGUCUGGACAGGUUAGUCAUCAGAAGUUGAGAGUUGCACCAUUGAAGGACUUUAGAAAUGAUGUUACGGAAGGCACUGGCGCAAAAGAUGUUUUCAGUUCAGAGACCACUUCUGGCAAUCUUAAUGAGGGGAAAGCUGUAAACACCAGAGUUUCUGUCACAACGGUUGCAUUGUUUACGCUAGCAAUGGCCGCUGCCAGUGGUUUUGGGGCGAUUCCUUUCUUUUUUGUGGAGCUUGAUCCUCAAUGGGAGGGAUUAUGCAGUGGAUUGGCUGCUGGAGUCAUGCUUGCUGCCAGCUUUGACCUUAUACAGGAAGGCCAGGAGUAUGGUCAUGGAAGUUGGGUUGUCAUUGGGAUAUUAUCAGGUGCCAUUUUCAUUGCCCUCUGUAAGAAGGUGCUUGAUCAGUAUGGUGAGGUAAGCAUGCUCGACAUCAAAGGUGCUGAUGCAGCAAAAGUUGUUCUUGUAAUUGGUAUUAUGACUCUACAUGCUUUUGGAGAGGGUGCUGGUGUUGGUGUCUCAUUUGCUGGCUCAAGAGGUUUAUCUCAGGGUCUCCUAGUGACUUUAGCCAUUGCUGUUCAUAAUAUACCAGAAGGAUUGGCUGUAAGUAUGAUGCUUGCUUCAAGGGGGGUGUCUCCUCAAAAUGCAAUGUUGUGGAGUGUGCUUACUUCCUUGCCCCAGCCUCUUGUGGCGGUGCCUGCGUUUAUAUGUGCUGAUGCUUUUCACAAAUUCUUGCCUUUCUGCACGGGCUUUGCUGCUGGAUGUAUGAUCUGGAUGGUUAUUGCGGAAGUUCUUCCGGAUGCAUUUAAGGAAGCUUCCUCAUCUCAGGUAGCAUCAGCAGCUACACUCUCUGUGGCAUUCAUGGAAGCACUGGGCUAUAUCUUUCAAAAUUUCAGUAAUAACUACAAAUCAGAAGAUGUUUCUGGCUUUGUCAUCUCGUUACUAUUUGGUUUGGGGCCACUAGCUGGCGGUAUUGUCCUUGUUGCAUUUGCUUUUGCUUUGCACCUACAGCAUGCACUUUUGACCGGUCUAGCUUGUGGAAUUGCCUUUGUCCUGGGCGCCUGGCGUCCCAUGCAGCUACUUUUAUAUUCAAAAAUGGGAUUUCUUCCACUCCUAGUGCUGCUUGCCCUGGGAGGUUUCAUUGUACAUGUUGUAACUUCCAGCAUCUUAAAUGUGGCUAAACAAAAGAGGACCUCAGCAAAUUCCUUAUUCGCUGUUGGUGGCUGUUCGCUGAGUGCCCUAACAAUACAGUCGUUUUUAUCUUGCACAGCAAUCGCGUUCCAUGCUUUGACAGAAGGCCUUGCGCUGGGUGUUGCAGCACCAAAAGCAUACGGGAUUGGGCAGUAUAUAGUGCUUCCCGUAUCUCUACAUGGGCUAAUUCGCGGGGCUGCCGUGGCAAGCUGCAUUCUUGGGGCUACAAAUAGUUGGCAUGGGUCCCUUGCAGCCGCCACGCUGAUUGGGUUGGUGGGUCCCCUAUCGGCUAUUGGAGCAAUAAUAACUGGGAUUGACUACUAUGGACUGGACCACUUGAUGGUGAUUGCAUGUGGGGGUUUACUCCCAAUUUUUGGCAGCAUAGUUGCGAGAGCCAUGAAGUUGGAUAGACAAAAGUGUAGUUUUGGUAUGAUAAUUGGUAUAGGUUUUGCUAGUGUGUGUCUUAUGUUCACAAAGUUGGUCUGCUUGAACACACCCUAUUGCAAUUCUGCCCCAGAAGCUGUUCGAUGAUAAUGCUGAUUGUAGCUGAUUGCCUGUUGCUGCAAUCGGCAGAUAGAUAAUGGAAAAUUUAUCAAAGUAUCAUGGUGAAUAUGAAGAUUCGUAUUAAAAGGGUAACUGAUCUGCUGAUGGUCUGGGCAUGGGCUUGGAUGUGGGUGUGGUAGAAAUUCUCCAUCAGGCUGUACAUCUGAUUCAUACACUUGUUAGAUAUUUGUUCAUUGUACAGCAAAUUUUAGACAGCUAUUUUAGCUGAAAAAAUAUUUACUUGUUGAAACGCUUAAUUUUUGCUGCCUCACCUAUCACUGAAUUCUGAAGUUCUAGUGCUGGUUAUCACACAACCUCCGAUUGAAUAGAAGCAGCUACAAUUUCUAUCAGA
Beta vulgaris subsp. vulgaris (sugar beet) is the source of this 2864-nucleotide messenger RNA. RefSeq names its product putative zinc transporter At3g08650. The coding region runs from base 710 to 2500 and encodes 596 amino acids. Gene Ontology annotation, biological process: zinc ion transmembrane transport. The record is from RefSeq and is a predicted model, not a curated record. Lineage: Eukaryota; Viridiplantae; Streptophyta; Magnoliopsida; Caryophyllales; Amaranthaceae. Gene Ontology annotation, cellular component: membrane. The transcript has 6 exons. Gene Ontology annotation, molecular function: zinc ion transmembrane transporter activity.